Aspergillus nidulans FGSC A4 is the source of this 4338-nucleotide messenger RNA. RefSeq names its product DNA-directed RNA polymerase III core subunit RPO31. Gene Ontology annotation, molecular function: 5'-3' RNA polymerase activity; DNA-directed RNA polymerase activity; DNA binding. Gene Ontology annotation, biological process: tRNA transcription by RNA polymerase III; termination of RNA polymerase III transcription; transcription by RNA polymerase III. Gene Ontology annotation, cellular component: nucleus; RNA polymerase III complex. The transcript is spliced from 2 exons. The record is from RefSeq and is a predicted model, not a curated record. Lineage: Eukaryota; Fungi; Ascomycota; Eurotiomycetes; Eurotiales; Aspergillaceae. The coding region runs from base 1 to 4338 and encodes 1445 amino acids.
AUGCAGCCUCUGGAGGGUGUGCAGGCGGACCUGGGCAAGGCCCAGGUCAUCGACCGUGUCCCCAAAGUGAUCAAGGAACUCAAAUUUGGUGUACUGUCCAACGACGACAUUGUCAGCCAAGGCGUAGUCGAAGUGUCCGACAGGAAAUUCUUCAACCUCGAAAAUGACCGUUCUAUUGUUCCAAAUGGCCCGCUCGACGCGCGCAUGGGUAUCUCGAAUAAGACUUCAACCUGCCAGACAUGCGGCGGCGCACUGCAGGUUUGCAACGGCCACUUCGGUCAUGUGCGGCUUGUUUUGCCCGCUUUUCAUGUGGGUUAUUUCAAGCGUGUGAUUAGUAUUCUGCAGGAAAUUUGCAAGGAGUGCUCCCAUAUUCUGCUCCCCGAAGCAGAACGCCGCGCCUUUCUCCGUGAGAUGCGCCGCCCGCGACUGGAUAACCUGCGACGGAUGCAGAUCGCCAAACGAGUCAACGACCGCUGCCGCAAGACCCGAACCUGCGAAAACUGUGGUGCUGUUAAUGGGGUGGUGAAGAAGACAGGUACUAGCUCUCUUAAGAUCACGCAUGACAAAUUCCGUGCGUUUAAUGCCUCGACAUCGGCAAAGAAGAUCCCGCCACCUAGCAAGAUCGUCUUCGAUAGGUCACUAGAGGAAGCUAGAAGUUCUAAUCCGGAGGUCGAGAAACAUCACAAAAAAGCUCAGGACGAUUUGAAUGCGCUGCGGGUGUUGAAUCUGUUCAAGCGCAUCUCGGACAGUGAUUGUGAAUUAUUAGGACUGGACCCUAAGGAAGCAAGGCCGGAGAUGUUCCUCUGGCAGUUUAUCCCUGCGCCGCCAGUGUGUAUUCGUCCGUCCGUCGGUCAAGAUGCUUCAUCGACUGAGGAUGAUCUGACGGCUAAGCUGGGAGAUAUCGUCCAGAGUAACAUCAACCUCAAAAAUGCUUUGCUAAAAGGAGCUCCAGUGCAGACGAUCAUGGAGUGCUGGGACUAUAUGCAGCUUCAGAUUGCCGUCUACAUCAACAGCGAUGUCCCCGGUCUGAACAAGGCAGACCUCGGGAAGCCUAUUCGAGGUUUCGUGCAGCGUCUGAAGGGUAAACAGGGUCGAUUCCGUGGUAACCUGUCUGGAAAGCGUGUUGAUUUCUCUGGUCGAACUGUUAUCUCGCCCGAUCCCAACCUUCGCGUCGAUGAGGUUGCUGUCCCGGAAUUGGUGGCAAAGAACAUGACAUAUCCCGAAGUGGUCAACAGGUACAAUAAAGAAAAGCUACAGCAAUGCGUUCGAAAUGGACAGAAGAAGUGGCCGGGUGCCAACUAUAUCAUCAAAAAGGGCAACCCCCUAAAGACCAUGCUUAAGUAUGGUAAUCUGAAAUUUAUUGCCGAUCAGCUGCAGGAAGGAGAUAUCGUCGAGCGUCAUAUCGAAGACGGUGAUAUCGUCCUCUUCAACCGUCAGCCUUCUCUCCACAAACUCAGUAUCCUUUCCCAUUUUGCCAAAGUUCGCCCUCACCGGACAUUCCGACUAAAUGAGUGUGUAUGUAACCCAUACAAUGCGGAUUUCGACGGAGACGAAAUGAAUCUUCACGUUCCUCAGACGGAGGAGGCGAGAGCUGAAGCCAUGGAGUUGAUGGGUGUGAAAAACAACCUGGCGACACCCAAGAACGGAGAGCCUAUCAUUGGAGCCAUUCAAGAUUUCAUUAGUGCUGCCUAUUUGCUUAGCAGCAAGGAUAAUUUCUUCGACCGGCGUAGUUUUACCCAGAUCUGCUUAUACAUGCUUGGUCCGCAAACGCGUUUCGAUCUUCCGCCACCCGCAGUGUUUAAGCCACAGAUGCUCUGGACGGGAAAGCAGGUCUUCAAUAUUCUGAUGCGGCCUAAUAAGGAUGACCCGGUUUUGGUCAAUCUCGACGCCGCGUGCAAACAGUUUAAGCCGCCAAAGGGGAAUCAACCAAGAGACCUGGACCCCAACGAUUCGUGGCUCGUCGUUCGAAAUUCCGAGGUCAUGUGUGGUGUGAUGGACAAAUCUACUGUCGGUUCCGGAAAGAAGGACAAUGUCUUCUAUAUCAUGCUUCGUGAUUUUGGCCCUGCUGCUGCUGCUGAGGGAAUGAACCGUUUGUCGAAACUGUCAGCCCGUUGGUUCUCAAACAUGGGCUUUUCUAUCGGUAUCACAGAUGUCUAUCCAAGCGAUAGACUAGUACAAUCGAAAAACGACCUCGUUGAAGCAGCGUACGCACAGUGUGAUGAAGUUAUUGCCAAGUACAAAGCUGGAACCCUUGAAAAGUAUCCUGGAUGUGACGAACUGCAGACAAUGGAAAACCAACUAUCUGGUAUUCUAAGUAAAGUCCGUCAGCAGGCCGGUGACGAAUGUAUUGCUCAGCUGAGCAAAUACAACUCCCCCCUGAUUAUGGCUACGUCCGGAUCGAAAGGUUCUAGUAUCAACGUGUCUCAGAUGGUCGCUCUCGUCGGUCAACAAAUUAUUGGUGGUCAGCGUGUGCAGGACGGUUUCCAGGACCGGACUCUACCUCAUUUCCCCAAAAACGCCCGACAGCCCCCUUCCAAGGGUUUCGUGCGGAACAGUUUCUUUUCGGGUCUCCUUCCUUACGAAUUCAUCUUCCACGCCAUGUCCGGUCGUGAAGGUUUGGUCGAUACUGCGGUCAAAACUGCUGAAACCGGAUACAUGUCGCGUCGUCUGAUGAAAUCUUUAGAAGAUCUUUCUACUGGUUAUGAUGACACUGUUCGAAAUUCUUCUCAGGGCAUCGUCCAAUUCCAGUACGGUGACGAUAAAUUAGACCCCGUCGAUAUGGAGGGCAAAGCCAAGCCGGUCCACUUCGAUCGAACUUUCAUCCACGCUGAAACGACAACGUAUAAGAACGAGGAACGAAGCUUGUCCCCUGCCGAGAUCAUGGAAGUAUGUGAGGAGAUGCUCUCAAAAGAACGCGCCAAGCUAGCGCGAUAUGAUCUAAUGGGUGCUGAACUCGACUAUAUGGAUCGAAGCGACCAUGGAGUUGACCAGUUCGAGAGCGCUCGGGAUUUCCUUGAUUCAAUUCAACAAUACGUCCAAACCAAGGCGGACAAACUGAUCUCUCGAGGUGGUGACAGCGACCCAUCUGACGAGAGGACCAUCAAGGGUCUAAACCAUACUGGAAAGCUGACGGAGAGGACGCUUCGGACGUUCAUUGCUGAGUGUUUGAUGAAGUAUAAGAAAGCUCAAGUUGAGCCAGGACACGCUGUGGGUGCCGUUGGUGCGCAGUCCAUUGGAGAGCCGGGUACGCAAAUGACACUGAAGACUUUCCACUUUGCUGGUGUCGCCGGUAUGAGUAUCACACAGGGUGUUCCCCGUAUCAAGGAAAUCAUCAACGCCUCCAAGGAGAUCAGUACUCCUGUUAUUUCCUGCGAGCUUGUCGAGAAGCGCAACAUCGUCGCGGCUCGCAUGGCGAAGGGACGCAUCGAAAAGACCUUCCUACGCGAUAUCAUCCACUACGUUCGCGAAACUUGGACUGGAAAAGAGGCAUACCUGACAGUUAAAAUUAACUGGGACACAAUCAGCGCCCUUGAACUCGAUCUGACGGUGGGAAAAAUACGUCAGGCCAUUGAGAACCACCGACGAUUCAAGUCAGAAGACUUGAAGCUGCGGUCAACCCGCUCCCACAUUCACAUCCAUAUUGACCUGGAUCCCGCCAGCAAAGAGAAGCUGUCAAAGACUGAAAUUGCCGCUACCAGCUCAGACCCCUUCCUCCGCCUCAAGGCUCUUAAACGCCUGCUUCCAGACAUCCAAGUUCUCGGCCACCCGCAAGCUAACCGUGCCAUCAUUCGUACCGACGACAAAUCGGAUACUAACACCCUCCUCGUCGAAGGUUACGGUCUCCGCCAGUGCAUGAACACAGUCGGUAUCGACGGCCUACGCACCAGAUCCAACAACGUCAUGGAAACUCGUGAGGUACUGGGUAUUGAGGCAGCGCGGUCAACAAUCAUUCAGGAAAUCAGCGAGGUCAUGAAGGACAUGGACAUCGAUCCGCGUCAUAUGCAGCUCCUUGCCGACGUCAUGACUUACAAGGGUGAAGUUCUCGGUAUCACGCGAUUUGGUCUCGCAAAAAUGCGGGAUUCUGUUCUGCAACUUGCUUCUUUCGAGAAGACUGCGGACCACCUCUUCGAUGCUGGUGGAGCUGGCCGCACCGAUCUUAUCGAGGGCGUCUCGGAGUGUAUCAUCAUGGGGAAGACGGUGUCGCUUGGUACCGGUGCGAUGGAGGUAGUCCGCAAGAUGAACUUCUUCGAGGGCCAGAUCGGGCCGAAGAAGACGAUCUUUGAGGAUGCAUGGAAUGAUGUCCAUGGCGAGCGAAAGACGAAAAAGAGGAAGAUGUAG